AUGAGCUCGUUUACAUCGUUUGAAGUUGGUAUUACAAAAAUUGAAGGCAUUGUAUUGGAGUUGCUAAGUGUCACAUUUGAAUCGUUAAAACAGACGAAUUGGGCAAUAUGGAUUGAAGAACAAGGAAUUCCUUCAAUUGAUGCAUUGACUUUUGCUGAAGCGCUUCUCAGUGUCACUUUCGGAUUCACUUUUGAAUAUUUAAAAAGAAGUACCUUUUAUGAAUUAGUUGCUUAUCAUUAUUUCAACAAAUUGGCGGUUAACAUCACUGGUUAUGGGUUAAUCGGCUACUUAAAGAUCGUAUAUAAUGAAUUAGCAAAAGCUGUAUUCAGAACAUUUUUAUCCUUACCAUUUGUUAAAAGUAAAGUUGAUUCAGAAGUUAGAGAAAAUUUGGACAAAUUAGAAGAUUCUUUAAUUGUCAAAACACCAAAUGUUCAAGAUUUCCAAUCAAUACCAACAACUGGUUUAUCAGAUGAUAGCAUUUUAGACUUAUUGCAAAAACUACAAAAUUUAAAACAUUCAGAUUGGCAAGGUGGUAAAGUCUCAGGUGCUGUUUACCAUGGUGGUGAUGAUAUUAUUAAGAUCCAAUCUGAUGCUUUCAAAGUCUUUUGUGUUGCUAAUCAAUUACAUCCAGACGUUUUCCCAGGUGUUCGUAAAAUGGAAGCUGAAGUUGUUGCAAUGACUUUGAAAUUAUUCAAUGCACCAGAAUCAGGUGUUGGUGGUACCAGCUCAGGUGGUACUGAAUCCUUAUUAUUGGCUUGUCUUUCUGCUAAAGAAUAUGGUAAACGUCAUAAAGGUAUUGUUGAACCAGAAAUUAUUAUUCCAGAAACUGCACAUGCUGGUUUUGAUAAAGCUGGUUAUUAUUUUGGUAUGAAAGUCCAUCAUGUUCCAUUAGAUCCAAAGACCUAUAAAGUUGAUUUAGGGAAAUUAAAGAGAUUAAUCAAUAAAAACACUGUUUUAUUAGCUGGUUCUGCACCAAAUUUCCCACAUGGUAUCAUUGAUGAUAUUGAAUCUAUUGGUGCUCUAGGUCAAAAAUAUAAUAUCCCAGUUCAUGUUGAUUGUUGUUUAGGUUCAUUUAUUGUCUCUUAUAUGGAAAAAGCAGGUUAUGAAUUACCACCUUUUGACUUUAGAGUUCCUGGUGUCACUUCAAUUUCUUGUGAUACCCACAAAUACGGGUUUGCACCAAAAGGUUCUUCAAUAAUCAUGUAUCGUAAUAAUGCUCUUAGAGAAGCACAAUAUUAUGUUAAUGUUGACUGGGUUGGUGGUAUCUAUGGCUCACCAACUUUAGCUGGUAGUAGACCAGGUGCUAUCAUUGUUGGUUGUUGGGCAACCUUGAUCAAGAUUGGUGAUGAAGGUUACAAGAAAUCAUGUAAAGAUAUUGUUGGAGCUGCAAGAAAAUUGAAAUUAAGAAUUCAAAAAGAAAUACCAGAAUUAGAAAUCAUUGGUGAUCCAUUAACUUCAGUUAUUUCAUUCAAAUCUGAAAAAAUUAAUAUUUAUGAAUUAUCAGAUCUCUUGAGUUCUAAGGGAUGGCACUUAAGUGCAUUGCAAAAGCCAGCAGCUUUACAUCUUGCAGUCACUAGAUUAUCAGUUCCAGUUAUUGAUGAAUUAGUUGAUGAAUUGAAAACAGCUGUUCACAAAUUGAGAGAUUCAUCUGCUGCUAAAGGUGAUACUGCUGCAUUAUACGGUGUCGCUGGUAGUGUUUCCACCACUGGUGUUGUUGAUCGUUUAGUUGUUGGAUUCUUAGAUACACUAUACAAAACCAAAUAA
This is a messenger RNA of Hansenula ciferrii, 1764 nucleotides long. RefSeq names its product sphinganine-1-phosphate aldolase DPL1 (gene DPL1). The coding region runs from base 1 to 1764 and encodes 587 amino acids. Gene Ontology annotation, cellular component: endoplasmic reticulum. Gene Ontology annotation, biological process: sphingolipid catabolic process; carboxylic acid metabolic process. Gene Ontology annotation, molecular function: pyridoxal phosphate binding; sphinganine-1-phosphate aldolase activity. The transcript has 2 exons. The record is from RefSeq and is a predicted model, not a curated record. NCBI's taxonomy places the organism in Eukaryota, Fungi, Ascomycota, Saccharomycetes, Phaffomycetales, Wickerhamomycetaceae.